This is a messenger RNA of Sipha flava (yellow sugarcane aphid), 1289 nucleotides long. Its product is annotated as lactosylceramide 4-alpha-galactosyltransferase-like. Lineage: Eukaryota; Metazoa; Arthropoda; Insecta; Hemiptera; Aphididae. The record is from RefSeq and is a predicted model, not a curated record. Gene Ontology annotation, molecular function: alpha-1,4-N-acetylgalactosaminyltransferase activity. Gene Ontology annotation, biological process: glycosphingolipid biosynthetic process.
CUGAAACGCCAGUCUGCAGUGCGACGUGAUCGCGCGUCGGAGACGACCGAUCUGAGUGAAUAAUAACAUCACCUCCAAAGUGUCAGCAGUUUUUUUCAUACCUAAUUAUGAUCUCGUUACAUUUUCCGUCCAGUGGUGAGACAGAAAGUAUACCAUCCAGGAAGUUUUUUCAAUGAAAAAUCAAUUUCUCGGGCUCAACAAAGUAUUGUAAAUCUCAAACUCGGACUACGACCCGGAAACGCGAACACUGUGAUAAAAAUAAAUUCAAACCGUCAGCAUGAAAUAAUAAUGCAUUUAUCGCAGUUGGAAAAAUCAAGUUUGAAUUUAUUACUUACCAUUCAAAUCCAAAGAAAACUGGAAGAUCGAAUACUAAUUUUAAUUUAUGAAAAUGAUAGUUUUACAUUUCAAUAAUAUUGUUAAAUUUAAUUUUAUCUGCUCUCUACUAGUUAGAAUAAAUAUUUGUACUUAUAAGUUUCAUAAGAGUUAAAAACUUUGGAAUUCAAAUAAAAUGUUUUGUCGGCCAUAUCUUAAAACCAUACAUAUUCGUAUCAUAUGUGUACUAAUUAUAUCUCUAUUGUUUUUAUAUAAUAUUUAUUUUUUUAGUAGUAUUAGUGAAUACUUAAGUGCAUCCCAAAAACCAUUAAUUUCUUGUUACUUCGAGGAUAAACUCCCUAAUUCUUUACUUGAAUUAAAUCCACUCGAGGUAGACAGAAACAGUAUUUUUUUCAUUGAAACAUCGUGUAAACAUAAAAAUGGGAUCAAUUUAAACUUAAGGCAAGGCUGUGCUAUAGAGUCUGCUGCUAAAUUAAAUCCAAAUUUAAAAGUAUUUGUUUUAUUUGUUUCUCCUACUUUUAUAAACAAUAAAUCAGAUGUAAUUAAACGAUUGGAUAUGUAUUCAAAUGUAAAUUUUAGACAUAUAAAUUUUGUGAAUUAUUCCUUAAAAACUCCAUUACAAGACUUUGUAACUUCGAACACCAUAUUCACUAGUCAUUGGCCAGUUUCUCAUACAAGUGAUUUGCUGAGGUUUCUGACAUUAUGGAAAUUCGGAGGAACUUAUAUGGAUUUAGAUGUAGUUCUAAUGAAGUCUUUAGAAGGCAUCACGAAUUUCGCCAGUGUCGAAUCAAAUACAUCAGUUGCAUCAUUAAUCUUAAAUUUUGGUUAUGAUGACAUUGGAAAAACUAUUGCUAACAUUGCAGUUAAUGAUUUUGCUAAAAAUUAUCAAGGUAAUAAUUGGGGAUAUAAUGGUCCUGGUGUUAUUACCAGAGCACUCAUGAAAAUCUGCAAUACAA